AUGCCAUCAGCAACAACUAAAAACACCCCAACUUCGUCAGCCAAUUCUGCCCCCAAGGGUAAAGUAGACACUGAAAAGUUGUUGGAAUUAGUAUACACUUUACAAUUUGCUUGGUUUGUUGGUAACGUGCUCACUGUUGUUGGUUUCAUUGCCAGCACAUUAACUUUUCUCAGAAUUUUGCCAUCCUUGUACAAAAUAGACUACUUGGUUACGUUAUUGGGAGUCUUGAUCUCAUUUGGAAUCUUGGUUCUUCAAUUGGUUCAAAAAAAUGGUCUUAGAUUUGGUAUCUUGAUUAGGGAUGAUAAUACUCAUUACAUUUUGUUGGGAGGAUUCUUACUUUUCCUCAGACCUUAUGUUUGGUUAACUUUAGUUCCAUUUGCCAUUUUUUCAACUUUCCAUGUGUUGGCUUAUGUCAAUGGAUACAUUUUACCUUUGGUUGGCUUGGACAAGAGCAAUUUGUCAACAACAAUUACCAAUUUUGUCAGUCAAAACAAUGCGAAAUCAAUUGAAGCAGCAAGCGGAAUUGAAUUGCUUACUUAUGUUUGGUUACUUUUGAGAAUGAUUACUUUUAGAAAAAGAUCAUUGAGCCCUGUAUUGGUUUACACUGUUUUCUUAAAGAAGAGAUAUGAAGUUAGUGGUUUUACAAGAAGUUAUGUUAAAUCAAUUGCUGAUGCUGGUGACAAGAUUGUCAAUGAUGUAAAUCAUCCAGUAUUGCGUGAUAUUUGGGCCCAUAUUAGAAAUGUGUUUGGAAUUGUUGACAAGUAUAAGUUGGUCAAUGAUUACACUCAACAAGAGCAAAAGACCAAAUAG
Messenger RNA from Lodderomyces parapsilosis, 810 nucleotides. RefSeq names its product nucleoporin. NCBI's taxonomy places the organism in Eukaryota, Fungi, Ascomycota, Pichiomycetes, Serinales, Debaryomycetaceae. Gene Ontology annotation, cellular component: endoplasmic reticulum; membrane. Gene Ontology annotation, biological process: endoplasmic reticulum tubular network organization; membrane organization. The transcript has a single exon. The coding region runs from base 1 to 810 and encodes 269 amino acids. The record is from RefSeq and is a predicted model, not a curated record.